AUUAUCAAUAAUAAUGGAAGAGAAUCUUUUGAAUAUAGAUGGACCUCUAAACAAAUCUGAAAUUAAUUUAAUUGACUAAUCCAAACUUUCAAUCGAUCAAACUAAAGAAUAAACAAUAAAAGCGCUAUCUAUAACUAAUUCUGAAGAACCAAAAAAUGAUUGCGAUUUUUGCUUCAAUGGAAAAAACUUUUGCUUUGGUCGUUUCAUAUUAUUAGCAUGCUGUUUCGUGGUCCUUCUCUCUGCUUUUCUAUUAUGUUAUAGAGAUCCGUUUAAAACUUCAAACUUUCCAUCAAUUUUCUUGCUUAUUCUAGAUGCAAUAUGUUUUAUCCUAAUUUUUAGAUUUUCUUGGCACUAUACUAAAAAACAAAAGAACAUUUAGCGAGAGAGGCUGUUACCAGAUUGAUGAGCUAAAUUGUUAUUAUUUAAAUAAAC
Messenger RNA from Paramecium sonneborni, 432 nucleotides. NCBI's taxonomy places the organism in Eukaryota, Ciliophora, Oligohymenophorea, Peniculida, Parameciidae. The record is from the annotation of a GenBank genome assembly.